AGUCCCACCCAACACACACACACACGGACAGAGAGAGGACCCAACAUGGCUGAAGCAGAAGGAAGCGAAAUAACUUCUGGUGGUAUUUUUCAGGAGAUAUUCACCUCCCCGCUAAACCUGACCCUGCUCAGCCUCUGUUUGUUCCUCUUGUACAAAAUCUUCCGCGGGGACAAACCACAGGACUUCGGCGAGGUGGAAAAACCGCUUCCUAAACUGAAAAAGAAAGAUUUCACCCUCGCAGAGUUGAAGCCCUACGAUGGAAUCCAGGAUCCGAGGAUCCUCAUGGCUGUCAACGGGAAAGUGUUCGACGUGACCAGAGGGAAGAAGUUUUACGGGCCAGACGGGCCGUAUGGAGUGUUUGCAGGCAGAGACGCGUCCAGAGGUCUGGCUACGUUCUGCCUGGAGAAGGAUGCCCUGAAAGACGAACACGACGACCUGUCGGACCUGAACGCCAUGCAGCAGGAGGGCCUCUCUGAGUGGGAGUCUCAGUUCACCAUGAAGUACGACUACAUCGGCAAGCUCCUGAAACCAGGAGAGGAGCCUGCCGAGUACACAGACGACGAGGAGGGAAAAGACAAAAAGGCCGACUAGAAAAUAAAAAGUUAACAAGACGGCGGGGGGAAAUGAUCGAUGCCUUACCGAUUCCAUUUAUUAUUCCAUUUAUCUCACGGCAUUAACCGUUAAAGAUGCUGCGUUCUGUUGUAGAGCUGUAGUGUUGUUAGAGUUUAUCAGUUAACUUCACAUGGUUUUGAAGGUUCUUGUGGAGAGUCAAGAACUUGGACCGAUUCCACUGACGGUUCUACAUUACAUACAGUACAUAGUAGGUUGAGACUAGUUGGUUGUCUGAAGGAGAAGGAGAUCCAAAGCUCUGUCGUACACUUUGUUAAUAUCGCUGCUGACGUUCUGCAGGUUGUACACAUUCCUUUCUUCCAAAGUUCGGCUCAGCUCACAUCGAAAUAAAUGAUCUCAGGAAGUAGUUUCACUCAAAAUUAAAACAUAUGGAGGGUCUGGAGCCAGAGGGCAGAUUUAAAGUAUUUUUUUUUUUUAACCUGGGUCUUUCCAAAUAAACUUCAGAAAUCAUUUCAAGCGCUCGUCUUUGAGUCCAGACCAAAAGCUAGUUUUGGUUUAGCCAGCAAGUUCCACUGAAGUUAGA
Sander lucioperca (pikeperch) is the source of this 1153-nucleotide messenger RNA. It is a transcript of the gene pgrmc1, whose product is annotated as progesterone receptor membrane component 1. The record is from RefSeq and is a predicted model, not a curated record. The coding region runs from base 46 to 591 and encodes 181 amino acids. NCBI's taxonomy places the organism in Eukaryota, Metazoa, Chordata, Actinopteri, Perciformes, Percidae. Gene Ontology annotation, cellular component: endomembrane system; membrane. The transcript is spliced from 3 exons.